GCUCCUCUUCCCAUCCCAGUUCCACCUAAACUUGCAGCCGCAGCACGCUGGUCCACAAUAACAGUCCAAUUUAACCCUCACACUGGAAUAUCGGAAGAAAACUCACCAUCAAUGGACCAGAGGGAGGCUCAAUCACUAAGAGGAUCAGUCAAAAAGAGGUGCCAACUUGAAUUAAAUCAUCUGUCCACAUGCACAUUGCUACCCUUGAGAAGUGUUGGCUCAUCAUUUCAGUAACCCCUGUCUCGCUGGAUGCCGCCGGUGGAGCUGACCUUAUGAGUUACAGGACUGAUACGGUGGGCGAGGGAAAUGACCAGAGGUCUAGGUUAUGACCACACAAGAGUCUGGCAGUAAUGAACACAUCUCCGGGAAUGGCACCAUCAUCUCCAGUCUUGUUUUCGCCAUCUCUCACCCAGCGGCCCCCCACCAGUCCUGGGAGGAGGCCACCUUCACCUUUCAGAUCACCCUCUCCUUCUAUAAUGACUUCACCUAAACUAUGGCAGAAAGCUGCGAUAUCACGUCUAGCUGAGGAGUUCUUCUGGAUAGGCGGAAGUAUUGUUGCAUCGCCGAAAUGGAGAAUGGGCCAGAUAGUGGAGAGAUGCAUUUGCAACAUGCAGGCCGGGUCUCAAAUGAUUAAACUGAGAGGAAAAUCCAAGGCUCUGGUGCGCCUCUUCUACCUAGAUGAGCACAAGUCCUGCAUCCGCUGGAGGCCCUCCAGAAAACAUGAAAGAGCUAAAAUCACCAUAGACUCCAUCCAUGAGGUCUGUGAGGGGAUGAGAACUGAGGUCUUCAGGCGAUUUGCCAACAAUAACUUUGAUCCAAACUGCUGCUUCAGUAUUUACCAUGGAGACCACGUGGAAUCUCUCGACUUGGUUUCCACGAAUGGAGAAGAGGCACGGACCUGGAUUACUGGCCUUAAAUACCUCCUGGCAGGCAUCAGUGAUGAGGACAGUCUGGCGAAAAGGCAACGUACACGAGAUCAAUGGUUGAGACAGACCUUUUCAGAAGCAGACAAAAAUGGAGAUGGGAAUCUGAGCAUUGGAGAGGUUUUACAACUGCUCCACAAGCUCAACGUGAACCUUACAAAGCAGAAAGUUAAAGAAAUGUUCCAGGAAGCUGACACUGAUGAAAACCAGGGGUCAUUGACGUUUGAGGAAUUCUCUACUUUUUACAAGCUGAUCUCAACACGCCGAGAUCUUUACUUACUGAUGAUCACCUACAGCAACCACAAAGAGCACCUGGACCUGAAUGACCUUCAGCGCUUCCUGGAAAAUGAGCAAAAGAUGGUAAACGUGACCAAAGAGUACUGCAAGAUGAUCAUCAACCAGUUUGAGCCAUGUUCUGAAAACCAAACACAUAUGGUGCUAGGGAUUGAUGGUUUCACCAACUACCUGCGUAGUCCUGCAGGGGACAUCUUCAACCCAGAACACUAUCAAGUGAAUCAGGAUAUGACACAGCCGUUGACGAACUACUAUAUUGCAUCGUCUCACAACACCUACCUGACUGGAGAUCAGCUGCUGUCUCAGUCUCGGGUUGAUAUGUAUGCGUAUGUGCUUCAGGCAGGCUGUCGCUGUGUGGAAGUUGACUGCUGGGAUGGUCCUGAUGGGGAGCCGAUUGUGCAUCAUGGUUACACACUUACCUCAAAAAUCCUCUUUAAAGACGUUGUUGAGACAAUCAACAAAUAUGCAUUUGCCAAAACUCAAUAUCCAGUGAUCCUUUCUAUAGAGAACCACUGCACUGUGCCUCAGCAGAAGAAAAUGGCUCAGUACCUCAUGGAAGUGCUACAGGACAAGUUGGACCUGUCAAAUAUAAAUGCGAAUGAGUCCAGGCGUCUGCCAUCACCAGAUGUUUUGAAAGGGAAAGUGCUUGUCAAGGGAAAGAAGCUGCCAGCGAACAUUGAUGCUGAUGCAGAGGAAGGAGAUGUGUCUGAUGAAGACAGCGGUGAAGAGGAGGAGGAGGAAGAGGAGCAAAUGAAUGGAGAUACCACAGAAGGAACAGCAGAGACGGGCGAUGAAUCAAAGAAACGCUCACGGAGGUUGUUCAUGGACAGCUUCAGGCGCAAGAAGAAAAAACGGGUCAAGUUAAAAAAGAAGCCCAUGCUGAGUGACUCUGAUAAUGAGCAGGAAAUUCCAAGCAGUAAUGAUAAACAGGUCAUCAACUAUGGCAAACGGAGGAAAACAAUGAGACUUUCUCGUGCCCUGUCUGAUCUGGUAAAAUACACAAAGUCAGUUCGAGUUCAUGAUAUUGAAACUCAAGCAUACAUGUGCAGCUGGCAAGUGUCCUCCUUAAACGAAAGCCUAACUAACCAGAUUCUGCAGCUAAAGCCUGCCCAGUUAGUUCGCUUUAAUCAGCGACAGCUCUUACGAGUCUACCCUUCCAACUACCGUGUUGAUUCUAGCAACUUCAAUCCUCAGCCUUUUUGGAAUGCAGGAUGUCAUUUAGUCGCUCUCAACUAUCAAACAGAAGGCCGUAUGCUACAGCUGAACAGGGCAAAAUUUGCAGCGAAUGGAAACUGCGGCUAUGUACUGAAGCCAAAAUGCAUGUGUAAAGGUGCCUUUAAUCCUAUGCUGGAAGACCCUUUGCCAGGACACAGGAAAUCUCAGCUAGUGCUCAAGAUAAUUAGUGGCCAGCAGCUACCGAAGCCAAAAGACUCCAUGUUAGGGGACAGAGGAGAGAUCAUAGAUCCCUUUGUGGAAGUGGAGAUUAUCGGAUUGGCUAUUGAUUGCAAUAAGCAGCAGACAAGAGUAGUGGAUGACAAUGGUUUUAACCCCAUGUGGGAGGAGACACUAGUGUUUACACUGCAUAUGCCUCAGAUUGCCUUAGUACGCUUUAUGGUUUGGGACCAUGAUCCAAUUGGACGAGACUUCAUUGGACAGAGAACCAUAGCAUUUAAAAGCAUGAUGCCAGGCUAUCGACAUGUUUAUUUAGAAGGUAUGGAAGAAGCAUCUAUCUUUGUCCAUGUUGCCAUUAAUGACAUCACAGGAAAGGUCAAAUCAAGCAAUGCAGUGAAGCAGCUAAUCCAGAAAAACCUUAUGCAGACCUCUGAAGAUGGCACAAGGACAUCUUUUGGCCCAAACUUCCUUCGAAAAGGUGCUAGAAAGACCCAAACAAAUGUGAAGGGCUCAGCCGAGUGCUACAUCAAAGAGGACUUUCUAAACAGACGUUACAGCGAUGACGUGAGCUCGAAGGACAGCAGGAGCACCUCACAAUCUGAAUCUUUGCUCAGAGGAGCUCAAAGCGAACCCCUGAGAAGGGCCCAUAAGGUCUGUUUUCAGGAGCCAGGAGGAUCUCAUGAGGCACGGCGCCGCCUGUCCUCCAUCACAUGCUCUGGUGGAGCAGGAGUUGCUAUAGGCUACACCAACUUAGUUUUUGAUUCAGAAACAGACAUUCAGACUGCUGUGGUUCAAUCACACCUUGAGGAUACCAAAGAGUUGACUGUUCCAAAACAGAAUAAACAGGAAUGUGAGUCUACAGAUGUAGCGAUAUCUAAGAUGAAGGUUCCCGCUUCUACACAGAAUAAUCAGCCCUCAGGUGUUAAAUCUGUCACUGAGGCUUCAGAGCAGGAACCUGAGAUGUGUGAACCUCAAGAGCAUCAGUCAGAACCUACACAAGUGUGUGAACCCUUAAAUUUCCAUCCAGUACCUGACGGAGUACUAGAUCCUUCCAGUGGAGUGUUAAACACCAGAAACGUGGUGCUCGGGAAUAAAUUUGGACGCUCUUUAGAUGGUAAGCUUAACCCUCAGUGGCAGCCGUUAUCAAUCCCUGCAACCCCUGUGCUAAGCAGACGCAGGAACGAUCCAGACGCACCAUCUUCCAAAGAUUCCCCAUUUAAAGGACGCAGAUCACAAAGCGUCCCAAGACGCCGUCCGCCCUCGCCGCCAAACACACCCCAUCGCGUUAGGAAAGACUUCCUCAACCAGUACCCUCUCCCUCAGUGCAGUUACUCUGCACCCAAAAACUCUUUUCCUAAUAACCACAGCCUCGCUGAGAGUGAAUCAAGCAGCCUAAGUAGUUUGGACAGCCUUGACCUGAGUACUCUGCCGUCCCGUUUCCCUGACAACCAGCAGCAGACAAUGGGCACACUGCAGAGGGAAAUGAAUGCCCUGUUUGAGCAGAAAAUGCGUGAGAUUCGUUGCCAUUCGCCACUGUUUUUCAGAGAAUCAUCAACACUGUAGAAAAAACACGCAUGUGAAAUCUAAGAAGAAACAGAAAUAACAAAAUUCCACAAUGCGAUUACAGACAUGGACAGAUGCUACAGGAAGAAAAGCAACUGCAUAAAUACAUUUGUAUUUUGAACAAGAAUUAUCUUGUUUAAAUCUUAUUAAUUGGCUAAUGCCAUCUGGGCUCAUAAUUCAUGUUUUUUUCUAAAGGGUUACAUUUGGUCUUUUGCAUUUGGAAGCUGCAUUUCACAGUUUAAAGGGGUCAUCGGAUGCCCAUUUUCCACAUUUUGAUAUGAUUCUUUAGGGUCUUAAUGAAAAGUCUGUAAUAUACUUUGGUUAAAAAUUCUCAAUGGUUGUGUAAAACAACACCUUUUUUACCUUGCCAAAAUCAUCUCUGCAAAAAUCAUCCUGUUCUGGUCGAGGUUGCUUUAAAUGUUAAUGAGCUCUGCUCGCCCCACCCCUCUCUUCUCUUUGUGGAGUGACGAGCCUGUUUACUUUAGCUGCAUUUAGCCACUAAACUUGCUAACUAACAGGUUAUUAGGAAAGGCGAUUGCAAAGAUUCAUAAAAAACCCUUUUACUCACUUCUGCUGUAAGUGAUGCUGGAUCAUGAAUGAUUUGCGCGAACAUAGACGUGCUUAUGUAGAUUGGGAGGCGCAUUCUCUUCACAAACAAAUGUAAUCUACUGCAUCUUCAGCGGCUCAGAUGUCGGGAGUAAAUGACAACCACUAUGUUCAUUAUUACAUCCAGCAACACAACACCUCAAUCGCUCAAUCUGAGAUAUUCUUGUCUAUCUUACAUCCCUGUUCCGGCAUCGACACAAUGGAGGUCAGACUGUUACAGCUGAUUUAGGACAGGUCUGAGGUAAGACGCUCACGUCAAUCAACUAUCGUGGGACCUCUGUCAGUGCUACGCCACACCGAAAGGCAUCUGGGAAUGGCUCUCUUUGAAAAAGGGGAUAUUAUUUUACAAAUUAAUUAAAAACCACUGCAUGGAUUUUUAUCAUUAUAGGGUAGAUUUGUACAUACACUGCCAAUACACAUUAAUGUUCAAACAACAUGUAAAAGUGAACUUUGCAUCCGAUGACCCCUUUAAAACUAAACAUACACUGCCAUUCAAAAGUUUGGGAUCAGUAAGACUUUUUUUAAACAAGUCUCUUAUGCUCCUUGGUGCUGCAUUUACUUGAUCAGAAAUACUGAAAAAAAAGUUAAUUUACAUCGUAAUAUUAUUUCACAAUUACAUUUUUUUCUGUAUUUUUGAUCAAAUAAACAGCCUUGAUGAGCAUUAGAAACUUCUUUAAAAACAUUACAAAUCUUACUGAUUCCAAACUUUUGAAUGGCAGAGUAUGUUUCUUCUCUUGUUUUAAAAAACAAAUGCAAUUACACAUGUGUUAAAUCAGGUUUAUUAAUUCAUUAAUAUACAUGGUGCCAGAAUGCAUACCUUUUUGUGACCGUAAGAGUUUUUUUUUUUACAUAAUUUUAUGUAUUUUUCCCAUGUUUGGAUUACAAAACAACUGUAAUAUGUUACUUGUUUCACUUUUUCAUAGACAUUUUCCUUGCAUUUCCUCUGGUGUACAGAAUUUGUUAACAAACAUAAAAUCAAAUUUACUCUUUGUUCAGUUGUCUGCUAUCUUUGUCAUUCAUUAGCAAAAUAGAUUUCAUAUUUAAGAUUUAGACUCAUAAUGCUGGUCUAAAAAUCUGUUUCAAGAUGGAAUGCAUGAGAAUAAUCUAA
Messenger RNA from Labeo rohita (rohu), 5886 nucleotides. RefSeq names its product phospholipase C, eta 2b (gene plch2b). Gene Ontology annotation, biological process: lipid metabolic process; phosphatidylinositol-mediated signaling. The coding region runs from base 351 to 4172 and encodes 1273 amino acids. The transcript has 21 exons. The record is from RefSeq and is a predicted model, not a curated record. Gene Ontology annotation, molecular function: phosphatidylinositol-4,5-bisphosphate phospholipase C activity; calcium ion binding. NCBI's taxonomy places the organism in Eukaryota, Metazoa, Chordata, Actinopteri, Cypriniformes, Cyprinidae.